AUGUCGGCGACUUCGACACCCAACGAUUCCCCCAUGGGCACUCCCAUUCAGCCUCUCCACAACCCGGCACAGGCGGCACACGUCGUAGUUCCUCAAGCACCGCUAGGGAACGUCGUAAAUAACCCCGGGAUGGGUGCAAAGGCUUUGCUCGCAAAGAAGCUUGCAAAGGGCCACAACCCCACAUUCGUUUCACCUACUGAUAAUCUCAUGACGCCUGUCACUCAAAAGUUGAACGCUGCGAGGAAGAAGCAGUUCUCCAAGGGAUCCAAGCCUGUGCAGUUGUUCGCUACCAAACCCCCGGCAGACGGAAACGAGAGCGACAAGGAAGUCUCCGAAGACAAGGCAGACUCGGACAACAAGCCAGCACCACAGAACUCAGACCUGAAGAUGGAAGCCGACGAUGAAAAUCCCUUCUAAAUCUCCACCGCCCCCUCGUCAUCGCUCCUUUCUGCGACUCCGCCCUUUCGUCUACCUUCCUUGGCUGGUUUACCAAGAUCGUCAAGUACUCGAUAUUCCGGUUAUCUUUUUAUGACGUUUAAUGACCUCUCGACUUCCCGUCCGUCGCUCGCUCGUCCAUGUUCGUUCGCUCUUCCCUCUCGCUUUGCUGUCGUUGUCGCCCUUUAUUGGAAUGUAAUGAAUCUCAAUGUACCAUUAGCCCUAGAAAACUCCCACGUUGUACAACAUGUCCCAAUCUAUAUAAGUUAUU
Messenger RNA from Coprinopsis cinerea okayama7#130, 706 nucleotides. RefSeq lists its product as hypothetical. The record is from RefSeq and is a predicted model, not a curated record. The coding region runs from base 1 to 417 and encodes 138 amino acids. NCBI's taxonomy places the organism in Eukaryota, Fungi, Basidiomycota, Agaricomycetes, Agaricales, Psathyrellaceae. The transcript is spliced from 3 exons.